This is a messenger RNA of Centropristis striata (black sea bass), 697 nucleotides long. RefSeq names its product nuclear transport factor 2-like export factor 2 (gene nxt2). Gene Ontology annotation, cellular component: nuclear pore central transport channel. Bases 162 to 593 code for a protein of 143 amino acids. NCBI's taxonomy places the organism in Eukaryota, Metazoa, Chordata, Actinopteri, Perciformes, Serranidae. Gene Ontology annotation, biological process: protein import into nucleus. The record is from RefSeq and is a predicted model, not a curated record. The transcript is spliced from 4 exons.
GGUUGCCCGGGGGAAGCAAUACAUGUAGCAAAAUGGCGAUGUUGGCAGCUAAAUGAACAAGAAGAAUAGAAACCACCGAAAUUGAUGCUUGAGAAUAUUUUCCUUUAUACUACCUGAUAGAAGUCAGUAUAUUUGGUAUUUUCUAUCCAUUAGCUGGAAUAAUGGCAAGCACGCUGGAUUUCAGGACCCAUGUCGACCAGUCGUGCAGAUAUUCAGAAGAAUUUGUCAACAUUUAUUACGACUGCGUGGACAAGAAAAGAAGGAACUUGACCCGGCUCUAUCUGGACAAGGCGACCUUGGUGUGGAAUGGCAAUGUGAUAUCAGGACAGGAUGCUCUGGGCGAGUUCUUUGAGUCGUUGCCUUCGAGCGAGUUCCAAGUUCAGACACUGGAUUGUCAGCCAGUUCACGAGCAAGCAACCCAAGGUCAGACUACACUGCUCGUGGUGACCGGUGGCAUCGUCAAGUUUGAAGGGAACAAACAGCGUUUCUUCAACCAGAACUUUCUUUUGACGGCUCAGGCCAUACCCAACAAUGACCAGCCUGUUUGGAAGAUUGCUAGUGACUGUUUCCGAUUUCAAGACUGGAACAGCUGAGGCUAUCUCCAUCCCUGCUAUAAAUGUGUGACGCGCAACAAUGAAAAUCUAGAUGCAGUUUGUUUAUUUCUGUUUUGUUAAUAAAAUAAAAAAUAUACACCACA